CGUGGCUUCCUCACUUUUCCAUUCAUCAUCGUGAACCCGUGAUUCCCCCCAUGAUAAGCCUCAAUUUCCUCCACAUGUGAGUUGGAUUGCCAGGCAAUUAUGACGCCCGGUAUAUACAUUUAAUAUUCCCUAGUAUUGAACAGCUUCCUUGCCUUCCUUUCCUCCCCCGACAAUCUACAAUCGCCAGAAGAUAAUUGCCACAAGACCAUGUCUAUGACCAAUGCUACUAGACUCCUUCCCCAGCACAUACACACUCCAACCAGACCGACAUUCCAUCCCCUCAGCUCUGCGGCACCAUCCGCCACUCUCCAUCGCACAUUGCUGCCAUCAAUAGACCGGUCUUAACCCUCUAAGACUCCAUCUCUAUUGCAACAUACACUUCGGUCUCACUCUGAUAUCCGAUCUCACCAGAUCCACCAAUGGAUCAGAGUCAAGCGGCCGACACCACCUCCGGCACACGACCACUAGGCCAGCAGCAUACGCGCACCUAUCAAGCAUGUAUUCCCUGCCGCCGUCGUAAAGUCCGCUGCGACCUCGGACCCGUCGAUAACCCUCAUGAUCCACCAUGCGUCCGCUGUCGUCGCGAGUCCAAAGAAUGCUUCUUCAGCGCAACACGGCGGAAGCGCAAGACUCAAGAGGAUGACGAGGCAAUGGAUGAAGGCGACCUCUCCGACUACGAGAUCCGAAAUGCUAGGAAACGAGUGCGAGCAGUGACGGACGAAUUCACCCCGAGUCCAUAUCAACCCAACAGCUUCGGUUCUCUUGCUCAGCAGCCGCUGACUCCAGGCGGGUCAACCGCUCGCCUUCAGCCGCUUCGACGGCCGGGUACGUCAGGUAACAAUGACUCACUCGUGGGCCGGGACGAUGAAGACGUUCAAGGCAACGACGAAGCCACGGCCAUACUUCAGACUACGGAGGUAUACAGCGGACACGAUGCCCUCAACCUGCUUUAUCAGGCGGCGCAGAACGGGGAGCAGCGGCCGGACCAUCGGCGCACUGCGAGCAACGCGAGCCUCCAACGGCCUGGCGCGGCUGUCAAUAACACCCCGAGAACCCAAGAGGCUGUUGCAAGCCCUCACGAUCCUGUACCGCAAGUCCCAUUGCGCAAUCCCACCUUUCCUCCCUUUCCCACCGCCCCUCGCCCGAUCCCCGGCUUAGUGGGUGCCCUUCCUACUGAGGAGGCUGCCAUGCAGUCUGCGCUUAGGGCAUGGUCACGUUUCCGUUUCGUGCGAGCUGGCUGGUUCACUGCGAAGGAAGGCAUUCUCUACAUCCAAUACUUCUAUUCGUCCCUCGCUCCGCUGAGCCCCGUGACGGUCCCGGAUUAUAACAACCCGGCAACCCAUAGUCGUAUGCUGGAGAUGGAGCCGAUGCUCACGGUCACACUGCUGACCAUAUCAUCCCGCUACAUGCGUCUUAUGGGUCCAGGGGCGAGCAGCCGUCCCUAUGCUAUUCAUGAGAAGUUGUGGGGUUACCUGCAAGGCAUGAUUGAUCGUCUGAUCUGGGGUCAAGAGCAUUUCGGUAGCGGAAUUAUUGGCUCCUCCAGUGUUCCGAUCACCGGGAGCCAACCGGCAUCAGACAUCAACCCACUGGUCAGAACCGGCCUCCGUACCCUUGGAACCGUCGAAGCAUUGCUGCUUCUCACCGAAUGGCAUCCACGGUCUCUACACUUCCCCCCUGGUACGGAAGGCGACGAGUUGAUGAUCCCCGAAUGUGCCGCAGAACCGGAAGUGGUGGUGGAUGAAGCCCCUCCGCCGGUCUUCCUCAAUGGUACCGGAGGACAGAAAAUGGACAGCUGGCUCGAACCAUGCUGGCGAUCCGAUCGCCUUUGCUGGAUGCUGAUCGGGAUUGCUAUGUCUCUCGCAUACGAGCUUGGCGUUUUUGACCCAAACCCGUCGAGCGACCUCUAUACAAUUCAGGAUAAUCCGACCGUCCCUCCGGAAACCAUCCAAGUAUUCUUUAAUCGUAAACGACACAUCAAGGAGCUCCUUCAAAUCUACAUCAGCCAAACAUCGGGUCGUUUUGGUCUCACUUCCAUGCUUCCGCAAUUGUAUGCCGACUCAUCCCUUCAGCAACCCUCCGAGCAACGCCUCCAAGAGCGCAAGGCGUCCUUGCGCCGUGUCCACGAUCUAUUAGGUACAUUGGGAACUUCUCCAGCACCCACACGACCGGGGUUACCUGAUCCAUCUAACCCUAGUAUCGGGGUGAAUGAAUUAAUUCUCCAUUUCUGGAUAUCCCUUGCUGGCAUCAUGGAGCUGGGGAAUCAUAAGAUGUUCGCGAAUCGCCGCAUGACUCGCGAUCUCAUCAAGUCGGGCGAGUAUGAGGAGCUACUGAAAUCCUUUCAUCCCCUCUUGCUCGAUUGGAAGAAGGAAUUCGACCAGUGCAAGCGGAUUCCGGAGCAUAUGCGGCAUAUCAUGAACAUCGAGUACGAGUAUACUCGUGUCUACCUCAAUAGCCUUGGACUGCAGGCGGUGGUGGAGAGGUGUACCCAUAACACGCCGAUCCAGCAAUAUGCCCAGCCAGCGCAGACGCCACAGGGAAACGGAGAUAAGAAGCCAAUUAAUGGCUCAACCAAUGCAGAAGGCAACGCGAUUCCCCUGACGACGUUGAUGAGGUGGUACGGGAAUGAUCGACAGUAUAUUCGGGAGGUCAUCGAAGCGUGCCGCAAUGUCCUGAAGAUCGUAGUCAGUGGACUGUACCCUGGCGAAUAUCUAAAGCACGCUCCAGUCCGUACCUAUUUCCGAAUCAUUUCCGUCGCCAUCAUUCUUCUCAAGACCUUCGCACUCGGUGCAACCGAGGAUGACGUUGCCCUUUCCCUAUCUCUCCUCGACCAGGCCGUCCAAGCGCUACGAACCUGUAUCGUCGACGACGUCCACGUCUCCAACCGCUUUGCCGACCUCGCCGACCUCCUCACCCACCGCAUCCGCGGUCGCAUCGUCCGCAUGUCGGGUUCCGGCGCCGCCGGCGGCUCCUCCACCCAUUCCGGCAACGGCGUUCCAUCGGGCUUUCCACCCGGCGUCGGCCCCAAUGCGGGGACCGCGAGCCCGCACCCUUCGAAUAUGCCCCCGCCAAACCUCUCCCACGGCUCCACCGGCCUCGGCGGCAGGAUCACGGCCGGCACGACGCCACAGUGGAGUGGCAUGGGGUUAUCACCCAGCUCGCCAGCACUCAGUCUCAGUGGUCGAAAUCAAAACAGCCAGACCCUAUGGGGCAUCACGACCGAAUCUACGGAUUUCGAGCAUAGCGGCAUCAACAUCAUGCCGCCGCCCAGCUUCGGCGGCGCGUUCGGCCUCGACCUCGGCUCCGGCAUGCCGGACAUCGGCACGGGGAACGGGUUCGGCGGCGCGGGGAUGAACAGCGCGGGCAGCGGCGACAGCGCGAGCGGGACGGGGGGGACCGCGAACGAUGAAAAUAACGUCAUGGGCGACUUCGGGCUCGGGGGCCAGGAUUGGCUGGCGCUGCCGCUGGAUCCGAUCUUGAGUAGUUAUGGGGCGGAUGUCACGCAGACAACGUAUGGGCCGGAUAUUGGCGGGUAUGACAUGCUGGAUGUGUUGUUGCGCGGGGGG
Molecule: messenger RNA, 3563 nt
Organism: Eremomyces bilateralis CBS 781.70
Lineage: Eukaryota; Fungi; Ascomycota; Dothideomycetes; Eremomycetales; Eremomycetaceae
Exons: 3
Biological process (GO): aromatic amino acid catabolic process; positive regulation of transcription by RNA polymerase II
Cellular component (GO): nucleus
Molecular function (GO): DNA-binding transcription factor activity, RNA polymerase II-specific; zinc ion binding
Source: RefSeq, a predicted model, not a curated record